GCUCUUCCGGUCCGCGGCGGGCCUCGCGAGCCUACGUAACGGCGCCGGGUGGAAGGCGGUGGGGCCCCGGGGCUGGCGGUCGCGAGGCCCGGGCACCACUGGACCCCGCGCCCGCGCCCGCCGCGGCCGCCAUGUCGCUGCUGCAGUCUGCGCUCGACUUCCUGGCAGGCCCGGGCUCCCUGGGCGGUGCUGCCGGCCGCGACCAGACUGACUUCGUGGGGCAGACGGUGGAGCUGGGCGAGCUGAGGCUGCGGGUGCGGCGGGUCCUGGCCGAGGGAGGGUUUGCAUUUGUAUAUGAAGCUCAAGAUCUGGGAAGUGGCAGAGAGUAUGCAUUAAAGAGAUUGUUGUCCAAUGAAGAAGAAAAGAACAGAGCCAUCAUUCAGGAAAUUUGUUUCAUGAAAAAGCUUUCCGGCCACCCCAACAUUGUCCAGUUCUGCUCCGCAGCGUCAAUAGGGAAAGAGGAGUCGGACACGGGGCAGGCUGAGUUCUUGCUGCUCACAGAGCUCUGCAGAGGGCAGCUGGUGGAGUUCUUAAAGAAAGUGGAACCGAGAGGCCCGCUCCCGUGUGAUGCCGUCCUGAAGAUAUUCUAUCAGACAUGCCGGGCCGUGCAGCAUAUGCACAAACAGAGGCCGCCCAUCAUCCACCGGGACCUCAAGGUGGAGAACUUGUUGCUUAGUAACCAGGGGACGAUUAAGCUGUGUGACUUCGGCAGCGCCACAACCAUCUCACAUUACCCUGACUACAGCUGGAGCGCCCAGCGGCGUGCCCUGGUGGAGGAAGAGAUCACCAGGAACACAACGCCCAUGUACAGAACUCCAGAAAUCGUGGACUUAUACUCGAACUUCCCGAUUGGCGAGAAGCAGGACAUCUGGGCCCUGGGCUGCAUCCUGUACCUACUGUGCUUCCGGCAGCACCCGUUUGAAGAUGGGGCACGGCUUCGCAUCGUGAACGGGAAGUACUCCAUCCCUCCCGACGACACCCGGUACUCCGUGUUCCACGGCCUCAUCCGUGCUGCGCUGAGGGUCAACCCGGAGGAGCGGCUGUCCAUCACAGAACUGGUGAACCAGCUCCAGGAGAUCGCGGCCGCCCGGAACGUGAACCCCACGGCGCCCGUCGCUGAGCUCCUGGAGCAGAAUGGGGGCUAUGGGAACACUGUGUCGUGCCGGGGGCCCCCUCCUCCCGGGGGCUCCCCUGGUAGCAGCUACAGUGGAGGCCUGGCGGUCGCUGAGUAUGACCAGCCCUAUGGUGGGCUCCUGGACAUCCUGCGUGGGGGCACUGGGCGCCUCUUCACCAACCUCAAGGACACCUCAUCCAAGGUCAUCCAGUCUGUUGCCAGUUAUGCAAAGGGAGAUUUGGACAUAUCUUACAUCACAUCCAGAAUUGCUGUGAUGUCGUUCCCGGCAGAGGGUGUGGAAUCUGCCAUCAAAAAUAACAUAGAAGAUGUGAGGUUGUUUCUGGACUCCAAGCAUCCGGGACGUUACAUGGUCUACAACCUGUGUACCAGAACGUACCGGCCCUCCAAGUUUCACAACCGGGUCUCUGAGUGUGGCUGGGCAGCCAGGCGGGCCCCAAGCCUCCAUGGCCUGUACAGCCUUUGCAAGAAUGUGCACGCAUGGCUCCGGCAGGACCACAGGAAUGUGUGUGUCGUGCACUGCGUGGAUGGAAGAGCCGCGUCCGCCGUGGCUGUGUGUUCCUUCCUGUGCUUCUGCCGGCUCUUCAGCACCGCAGAGGCUGCCGUGUACAUGUUCAGUAUGAAGCGCUGCCCACCGGGCAUUUGGCCGUCCCACAAGAGGUACAUCGAGUACAUGUGUGACAUGGUGGCCGAGGAUCCUGUUGUGCCCCACAGCAAGCCCAUCCUGGUGAGGGCUGUCACAAUGACACCCGUGCCACUGUUCAGCAAGCAGAGGACCGGCUGCAGGCCCUUCUGCGAGGUCUACGUGGGGGACGAGCGUGUGACCACCACGUCCCAGGAGUACGACAGGAUGAGGGAUUUUAAAAUUGAGGAUGGCAAGGCUGUUAUUCCCCUGGGCAUCACAGUCCAAGGGGAUGUGCUUGUUAUAAUCUACCACGCGAGGUCCACCCUGGGAGGAAGGCUGCAGGCCAAGAUGGCGGCCAUGAAGAUGUUCCAGGUCCAGUUCCACACUGGUUUUGUGCCCCGGAACGCAGCCACCGUGAGAUUUGCUAAGUAUGACCUCGAUGCUUGUGACAUUCAGGAGAAAUACCCAGAUUUGUUCCAAGUGAACCUGGAGGUGGAAGUGGAGCCCAGAGACAGGCCCAGCCAGGAGGCCCCACCCUGGGAGGGCACAAGCAUGAGGGGGCUAAACCCCAAAAUCCUGUUUUCUAGCCGCGAGGAGCAGCAAGACGUUCUUUCUAAAUUUGGGAAGCCAGAGCUCCCACGGCAGCCCGGCUCCACCACUCAGUACGACGCCGAGGCAGGGUCUCCAGAUACAGAGCACACAGAGUCAGAUUCACCGCAGAGCGGCCCGGACACCAGCCACUCUGUGCACACACUGGAUGGGCACGAGGAGACAGACGCAGAGGCCGGCCCCGAAUGUACCCUGUCCCUGGAGAGUCCGCCGGCCCCCAUUGAGGUCAGAGGUGAGAGUGACCCCUCUGAUGAGGAAGCCGCAGUAUGCUCAGUGGAGAGCAAGGACACGGCUGAUGAGGACACACCGGGCCCAGCCAUGAGGCCACAAGAUGGAGAAUUGAUUUUUGACUCUGACUCGCCAGGCAUACCGCAGGCGCCCGCACUGCAGGAGGACAGUGUCGACCUCCUGGGGCUGCACUCCGAGGCGGGGCCUGCGCCCCCCGUGCAAGCCUAUGGAGCCCCGUCCAGUAACACCGAUCUGCUCAGCUGCCUCCUGGGGGCCCCCGAGUCUGCUCCAGAGGGCUCCCCAGGCGAUCUGCUGGGUGGAGAGACUCCUGUGCUCUUGGCAAGCCCGGCCCCUCCCCUGAGUGCACAGGACACGUCUCUGGAGGGGCCCCGUGUGGCUGCCGACCCAUUUGACCCUCUUCUGCUGCCGUCUGAUCCAGAUACCCAGCCUUACUCCAAGCCCGACCUCUUUGGCCAACUUCUUACUUCAGACUCUACAGCCACUGCAUCCGUGUCCUUCCCAUCCAUCCACAGUGCCCCGCCACCGGCCCACAACCCCGAUUUUGCACACCUGGGGGAAGAGCCUGGCAGGAUGACAGCCUCGGCCAGCCACCCAGAUCUGCUGGGAGGGUGGGGCGUCUGGGCUGAGGCCCCCACCCCAGUACCAGCCACAGAAGGCCCCUUCUUCUCUCCUGGAGGCCAGCCCACCCCUCCUGGCCCCCCGGCCAGCGGGAGCAAGCCUCAGAGCCUGGACCCGUUUGCAGACCUUGGCGACCUCGGUUCUGGCCUCCAAGGCUCGCCCGCUGGACUUACACCUGGAGGCUUUGGUCCCAAGACAGCGCCGCCUCCCAAGAGCAGUGGCUCCUGGCAAACCAGUCGGCCCCCAGUCCAGGGCACCCCACGGCCCCCCCAGGCCAAGCUAUCCCCCAGAGCCUGUGCACAGCCAAGGCCCAGCUAUGCAGCGAACUUCAGUGUGAUUGGCAGCCGAGAGGAGCGGGGCGUCCGCACCCCCAGCUUCGGUCAAAAGCCCAGAGUGUCCGAGAAUGAUUUUGAGGACCUGCUGUCCAAUCAAGGCUUCUCUUCCAAGUCAGACAAGAAGGGGCCGCGGACCAUUGCAGAGAUGAGGAGGCAGGACCAGGCAAGAGACACAGACCCGCUCAAACUGAAGCUCCUGGACUGGACCGAUGGCAAGGAGAGGAACAUCCGUGCCCUGCUGUCCACGCUGCACACUGCUCUGUGGGAUGGCAGCCGCUGGACGCCCGUGGGCAUGGCCGACUUGGUGACCCCCGGGCAGGUGAAGAGGCAGUACCGCCGGGCUGUGCUGGUGGUCCACCCGGACAAGGCAACCACACUGGUCCUGGACUGUGUGGGCAGGCGCUGUGGCCAGGCCUGGCCGGCACUGGUGGGCUCACUGCGUAUGGCUCCAGAACGUUCCAAGGAAGAGGAGGCCCUGCUUUGGCCCUGUGGGCCCUCCCACCCACCACCCUGCAGGGCGUCCUGUCCUCACCUGCUUCAGGAGCAGCUCCAUGCCAGCUCCAUGCCGUGCCCGCUGACGCUUGGGCUCGGCCCCUGCAGCUCUGGCCUGAACUGGAGUGUGGAGAGAGGCAUUCCACACCGUCCUCUGCUGAGGGGCCCUCGCCUCCAUCCGCCUGCAGGGAGAGGGGGGAGGGAGCUAAGCCUGUCUUCCAUGGUGCGCUAAAAACGGCUGGGUGGUGCUGAAAGCCACAGCCAGCAGUGCUCAGGGAAUGAGGGCUCCCAUUUGUUAUGCAUCGCCACUAUUUUUAGCUUUCGGUUCUUUUAAAAAAUAACGAGCCACCUAAAUAGGUGCAGAUACUUCACUCAGGGCCCAGGGCAGGCACUGCAGGGACUGGGGGCCACCUGCUGUGGUUGGGGCCCAGCCCUCCUCACCACCACCAUCCCCUCCCCUCUGAGUGCCUGCCUUGGGGGACAUUCCAGAGGUUUCUUCCCCAGGCUGGCCUGGCCCACGGUGACUAUUAGCCUACAGACCGCAGACCCAGUGGGGGCUGCUCCCCCAGCCACACCAGCUGCAGACCUCUGCUCUGGGCCUCGCCAUCUUGCUGCCAGUGAUGGCCCAACCAGGAAGCAGACUGCAGAGGGCCAGGGGGACACCUGGCCAGGCCCUGUGGGGCUUGGGAUGGGCUCAGUGGGGCCCUAGUGGAGGACCUCCCUGCCCGCCGCCGCCCCUGUUACCCUAGGACCCCACUGUCAGCCUCUGACCAGAGAGGAUCCCCAGUGUGACCAGUGUCUUCUGGGCCACGGAGGGACACAACCAUAGCGGGUGUCUGUCCCAUGUACCCAGGCGUCUCCCCUUCACCCAGCAGCCAGCUGGCCUCUAUGUCUGGGGUCUGACCAGGG
Messenger RNA from Manis javanica (Malayan pangolin), 4969 nucleotides. RefSeq names its product cyclin G associated kinase (gene GAK). Gene Ontology annotation, molecular function: ATP binding; protein serine/threonine kinase activity; clathrin binding. NCBI's taxonomy places the organism in Eukaryota, Metazoa, Chordata, Mammalia, Pholidota, Manidae. The record is from RefSeq and is a predicted model, not a curated record. Gene Ontology annotation, cellular component: vesicle; cytoplasm; intracellular membrane-bounded organelle. Gene Ontology annotation, biological process: clathrin coat disassembly; regulation of clathrin-dependent endocytosis; clathrin-dependent endocytosis.